Molecule: messenger RNA, 932 nt
Organism: Hevea brasiliensis (rubber tree)
Lineage: Eukaryota; Viridiplantae; Streptophyta; Magnoliopsida; Malpighiales; Euphorbiaceae
Product: protein SUPPRESSOR OF PHYTOCHROME B 5
Exons: 2
Coding region: 272-721 (149 amino acids)
Biological process (GO): cytokinin biosynthetic process
Source: RefSeq, a predicted model, not a curated record
CUGUCUUCUGCUCAUUCAAGUCAGAGAAUGAAGGGGCUUUAUUAGGAUUUACGGGGUUGUGAGACUUAUCCUCCUUUCGCCUGCACAUUAAAGAUAACGUGUCUGAAUACAGUUCUCUGCAAUAUCUUAUUUAAGAACCUAAAAUCUUCUUCUCUGUUCAUUCUCUUGCAAGCCCUCCACCCCCUCCUUUUCUUUCUUUAUAAAAGUUUCUGUUCUCUCUCUCUCUCUCUCUCUCUCUCUCUCUCUCUCUUCUUGCUUAAUUAGUACAGUAAUGGAGUCUUCCAAACUCUUUGGAGGAGCAGAAGAGUGUCACAGCAGUGAAUCUGGGUGGACCAUGUAUCUUGGCUCCCACAUACAUGGUGAUGAUGACCUACACAGCUAUGAUGAUGAUGAUGAUGAUGAUGGAGGUAAUGGUAAAAAUUACUAUCAUGAAGAUGAUGACAGUGAUGAUUCUAUGGCUUCUGAUGCUUCUUCUGGUCCAAGUCAUCAAGGCACAGAUUUCAAGCUCCAGAAAGAUGCUGAUGGCAAGUAUCAGACCCAGAGGAAACCUAACAACAAACAAGUGGAGAAGCAGCAGCAAAAAGCUGAAAGAAGGAGAAAGGAGGAGAACAAAGAUCAAGAAGUGGGAUUUAUGGCAAGAAGAGCUUAUAAUAAAAGUGCUCCUGCUCAAAGCAGUUCCAAGGUAAGAAAAAGCAUAAGCUGGAUGGGAAAAGAAAAAUAGCUAGCUGGCUAGCUAGUAUAUAUUGUUCUUCUUAUUUCUACUACUAGUAGCUGUUUUGCAGGAUCUGCAUGUAGCUAGCUAGCUUUGGCUGAAAAUGUAGAAGAAUUAAAAUAGCUAUCUACCUUAUAACUAGGUUAUGUGCUUCCCUAUAUUCUAAAAUGUUGCAGGAGUUGAAUCAAGCAAUUAUAAUCAUCAGAUUACCAUUUUCUUA